Molecule: messenger RNA, 2060 nt
Organism: Biomphalaria glabrata
Lineage: Eukaryota; Metazoa; Mollusca; Gastropoda; Planorbidae
Exons: 17
Coding region: 42-2060 (672 amino acids)
Source: RefSeq, a predicted model, not a curated record
UGAAACGAUUUGUUUGCUAUCAGAAAAUAAAUCUACCAGAAAUGAUUUACUGGAUCUAUUACUUCCUUAUUGCAACUGCCAUUCCAGUUGAAGCACGUGACGUUGAAACAGUUGAAGUACUUGAGGAUGGAUCAGCAAACAUCACAUGCACAGCAAAGAUCACGGACACACGAUGUAUCGUUAAGUUGAUUCUUUAUGACAGAAAUACAAAGAAACUUCUCACGUACCCUAGAAACGACGGCUUUGAUGAUAACCAAUUAGACAGAGACGGGAUUAUCGAUGCGACCGGAUAUAAGGCUAAUCAGUGCAACAAAGCUGGCGUGAUGAAAAUUGUUUUACUCAUGCAUAAUCUCAAACGAGGAGAUAGUGGAAUCUACAAGUGCGAAGUAUACUUUGAAGAAGAAGACAGGCUCCAAAUACAUAUCAAUUUGACAAUAAAAGCUAGAGAACAACAGAGCUUGUCGUUUAUGUUGUCGGCGUUGAAUAAAAUUAAAUCAAUAUCAUCUUACAUGUGCACUGACAAAUACGAAGCAGUGAUCAUUUUUUUCUGCAGUGAGUCUCAGAGUGAAAUUACCGAGCCAGGGAAAUAUAUACUUCCAAAUGAUUGCUAUGAAAAGGAUACAAUAAUAAAAGACCACAUUACAAAUGUGAAAUACUGUAUGGUUAAUGCCACUGACCUAAUCACUAUGUACGUCGUAUAUCACUCGGAUACGUUCAGUGAAGCGUACAUGGCAAUUCCGUUGAGCGAAUGGCGGUCAAGAUAUCUUAUCAUUCUUAGCAGCGAAUCGGGAUUUUUCAAGAUAAUACUUGCUGUGCUGCACUCAACGGCCAGUGUCGUCAUUCAGGACAGAGGGAGAUAUAGUCCGCUAAGCAUAACAUCGGAAAGGACAGUUGGAGGUUGUAACAGCACAAUAACAAAGAGUAAUUUUGAACAACAAAAUACAUAUUCUGGCUUGUAUUUGUAUUCCGAAAAAGAUUUUGGUGUUAUUGUAGGUCAGUGCUAUUAUGAUGAACAGACCUCAAAAUAUAACAUAGAAAGUGCUUUGCCUAUAAUUGACUACCAUACAUACGAAUACAUCGCGUUCUGUAACAAGUUAUGCAGUUGUAAGCUUGUUGUAUACUCGUUGGUGUCCGAGAACUUCACAUGCACAAACAUAUCAAGCACAAACCUACCAAGUGCUUCCAAGCGUUGUUACCCUGUCGCAUCAUCAGCAAGCGCCACUGUCUAUUUGUAUGAUUAUGGCGGAUGUAUAAUAAAUGGGAGUUCCCCUAUGCAAGUAGUCAUUUUAAUUCAAGCUUGUUGGAGUAACACUGUGGCGAUGUGCACCGUCAUACCUACGCAUCUUUUUUUAGUCAGCUAUACAUGGAGAUUACCAAAUGGAUAUUCUAAUCAUACUCUUGUGGUGAUAUUGUUGAAAGAAUCGUCGGAUAUGGUCCGCAAUUUUGAUUUGGACGGCAAUUUCUUCGAUGAAGGAUCGCACUACAUUGCGGUCAGCACCGGCGUAACAAUUAUAAGCUAUACCUUAUCAAAAAGAAAAAACUAUUUUCUAAGUAGUGCUUCUAACUCCCCUAUUGGAUGCUACAUUUACGGAGAACAUCAGACUACAAGCUACGCAACACCUUUACACUUCAAAUUCAAUUUCCCUAAAUAUGUCUCUACGUCUACAACAAACACGGGGCACUGGUGUACGCCUAGCUCAACUAUUGCUGGGGAUAACACGGACAACGACUGUGAUGGAUAUAUCGAUGAAGAAAUAGACAAUCAAAAGGACGAUGAUAACGAUACUAAAAUAGAUGAAGACAUAGCUGCAAGUACAGAUACAGGUUGUCUGCCUGGUUGGUUUGGGACUAAAUGUGACAAGUUGUGCCACUGCAACAACUCUCAGUGUCUGAUGAACGGGAAUUGCAAGGAGAAUGUCACCUGUCUUCCGGGAUUCUUUGGCUUACAGUGUCAAUACAGAAAUCGUGACAUGAAUAAAGAAAUAUCUGAUAAUUGCAAGGCGGUGAACCUACAACUAUCAAACUGUGUUGGUGUUUCUGGUCAACAAGAUAAAGAUUAA